Paraglomus brasilianum is the source of this 522-nucleotide messenger RNA. Lineage: Eukaryota; Fungi; Glomeromycota; Glomeromycetes; Paraglomerales; Paraglomeraceae. The record is from the annotation of a GenBank genome assembly.
AUGGCAAUGACAAUACCAGGAGAUAUUAAUGUGAUUUUCAAACCGGUCAAGGCAUCGGAAAUCGACCGAGCACAUCAGCUUGAAGCCGACGGCUUCCCAGCGGAUGAAGCAGAAUCAAUUGACAAGUUUAGAUACCGUCAAACUUAUUGUCCUCACCUUUUCCUCGGAGCAUAUCUUGCGGAUUCUGACCUUCUAAUCGGUUACAUUGCCGGCACCGGAGCUUCUACUCCAAUUAUAAGUUUCGACUCGAUGAAUCGGCAUGAACCGGAGGGUCGAACAGUGUGCAUACAUUCUGUUUGUGUCGACAAAGCGUACCGGCGUAGAGGACUGGCUUCACGGAUGAUGAACGAAUACGUGGGAAGAAUAAGGCAGCAAGAGAUAUACGAGAGGGCGGCGUUGCUUAGCCACCAGCAUUUGAUUCCAUUUUAUGAAAAUCUUGGAUUUACGAAUUCUGGUGAGAGUAACAUUCAGCUUGGUAAGGAAAAGUGGUUUGACCUAAUAAUGGAUCUGAGAACAAAGUAG